Symbiodinium sp. CCMP2456 is the source of this 1857-nucleotide messenger RNA. The record is from the annotation of a GenBank genome assembly. NCBI's taxonomy places the organism in Eukaryota, Dinophyceae, Suessiales, Symbiodiniaceae.
AUGGAUCCUGGCAAGUCCGCGGAUGGCCGGAAGAUGUACUUCCGAACGCUGGAUGAUUCCAUGAGGGAGCAGGGUGUCGUGGACAGUGGUGUCAGUUUGGCUCCUGACGGCGUGUCGCUGUCUUCAUUGGGCAUCGGCUCAAGCAGUCGUGCUCGAUUGACUGGCCCAGAGGUGCAAGCUGCCGAACCUUCAGAGGCCGUGACUCGGGCGGAGGACACCGCAGCCGGCAGAAAGGCGCCGUGCGCCGGCAGCUCUGGCGCCGCGCAGCGAAACCUGCGCCGAGCCCGGCGCCGCGCAGCGCGGCGCGGGGAGGUGCCAGGAACCGACCCAGAGCCUGGAGGUUGCAUAGUGCUCAUCCGGGACGACUGUCGCUUGCACGACAAUCCUGCACUGCACACGGCCGCUACGAUGCACCCUUGGGUGGUUCCCCUAUAUGUGCACGACGACGCAGAUCCCUCCCCGUGGCCGGUGCGCGGCGCUGGCUUGUGGUGGCGUCACGAAUCCCUGAAGCACUUCGACAGCUCCUUGCAUUCGCUGGGAAGCAAAAUCGUCUACCGGAAGGGAAGGCUGGUCGAGCAGGUGAUGGAUGUUUUGCUCACAACCGGGGCGACGGCACUUCACUUCAAUCUGCAGCUGGAGCCAUGGCAUCACGAGCGGGACCAGGAGCUCGAGUGUGCAGCCGUGGAGAGCCUCGGCGUCGAUGUGCGGACCUUCACCGCGCUGGUCAUGAAGUUCGAGCCCUGGGAGGCGCGCCGCUCAAAAGAGGAAGGCCCGAGACAGCGGAGGGACCCCUUUGAGGCUGUGCGCCGCCUGGGCAGCCCGCCCGAAUGGCCCUGGUCGCUACCGCUGGACGCUCUCGGAUAUGGCCGCACAGGUGGCCGGAAGAUUCCACCCAACUUCCGGCAGUUCAACGAGAAGAGGCAAGCCAUGCUGACAGCUGGCUUUGCUGUGUUGGAGGAGGACGAUUGGGCCUACGAGAUGCGCAAGUUCUGGCCCAUGGGGGAGGCGGCCGCCAUGAGACGCCUCGAGGAGUGGCUGAAGGAUGCUGCCUGGGGCUGCUACUUCCCACCAGGACUUCACCCACGUGAUGAGGCCGGUGGCCGCUUCCGGGCAGACAAGGCUUGGACGGCGAUGCUGAGUCCUUACAUCCGCUUUGGCGACCUUUCCGCCAGAUACGUGGAGUGGCGCACAUGCCAGGUCCUUUCGCAGGAGUUGCGCCAGCUGUUCUUGAAGCGUGUGGUGUGGCGAGACAAGGCCUACUCUCAACUCUACCGCUGUCCGGAUUCUCAUUCGGUCAGCAUCCGUCCUCAGUAUGAGCAAGAAGCCUGGAGUGGUACUCGACUGCAGCUUCGGCGAUGGCAGCGGGGCGAGACAGGCUAUCCGCUGGUCGAUGCAGCCAUGCGCCAGCUCUGGAAAGUGGGUUGGAUGUGCAACCAUCUGCGCCACGUGACAGCUCAAUUCCUGAUCGAGCACUUAGAUCUGAGCUGGAAGGAAGGCUUCGCCUGGUAUGAUUACACCUUGGUGGACACCGACGUCGCCAUCAAUGCGAUGAUGUGGCAGAUGGGCGGCCACUCCGGGAUCGGCUCCUGGAACUUCGUGAUGCAUCCGAUCUAUGCGGGCAAGAAGGUGGAUCCGGAAGGGAACUAUGUCCGUCGUUGGCUGCCAGAGCUUCGAAACCUGCCCACGGAGUACAUCCACUGUCCUUGGGAGGCACCAACGGGCACCCGGAUUUCCGCCCAAGUGCUCAUCAACGGCGUGUACUGGCAGCGCGUCAUCGAAGACCUCAUUGCCGCGAGGCUUGCGCACCAGAGGAAUGUGAUUGCUGUGCGCAAGCGCUUCCCUCAGUAUGUUGAAAAG